AUGGAACCUGUGAUGACCGCCCAGCAGGUGGUCUCAAGACCGCCAACCGCAAUAUCGAGCAUGCUGAACGAGCCCACGGUGCACAAGGAGCCCAGCAGCGCCGACAGCGCCUAUGCCUCCCAGAAUAACUCAAAGCAUUCGAGCCUCACAACCACCCAAAACGGUAUUGGCACCCACUUGCCCUGCGAUGCGCCGCCUGUGGUCGACAAAACACCAUCGCCCGUAACCAACGGAGUGACGCUUCACCCCCUCACCUCCCCUACCGGCACCAUGAGCGUUGCCUCGAUUGUGUCGCCCACGAUACCCGAGCACCAGGAGACAAUGGCAGGCGGCAAUAGGCUGAGCGUUCAGACAAUUGACUCGGCGCUGCACAAUGGUUCCCUCAAUGGCGAUUCCCGCCGCGAGUCCGUCGACAGUCGACUCGGCGCGAAUUUUGGCGAUAUGCGCCUAGGAGCUUCCCCAUAUACUUCGAACAACCAAUCUACCACCUCCCUUCAGAAUUCCCUUGCCCAACAAAGGAACCCGGGCGCGACCGAUCGACCCCCGCUGGGCUUCCGUUACUCGGAUCAGUUUUCCCCACGAUCGUCCCGCUUCUCCGAGCGAAGUGAUCCAGUAUCACCAACCCGAGGGGGUCUGAUGUCGAAAACCGCGCCCCCGAUCCAUGGGCCGCCGUCAAGGGAGAUUGCUGAGGCUCCUCAUGCCAUCCCGGGUCAAGCAUGGGCGCUCGACUUCCACGCUGACCCCUCGGAAAGCGACGCUCAUAUCAACCGACAAGGGACAUCGUUUUACAAUGACGAUUCGAGGCGCAACUCAUUCACGGAUUCCAUCGCAAGCAGCGCAUAUACUGCCGAGUCACGUCUGCCCCAUGGCCAGCGGCGCUUUGAUGAACAGUCAGAGCCUACUCACCGUCUCUCGCGAGCUUCGUCGGAGCUUCAGGUCUCGACGCAUCAUCAUUCUCUUCAACAUCGGCAAGUUGCUGAGCUGCAAGGGGAGAGCGGUACUUCUCCAGGGGGCAGCCAACCUUACUCGCGCACGCCUGAAUUGAGAGUUUCACAUAAACUUGCAGAACGGAAGCGCCGGACGGAGAUGAAGGAUUUAUUUGAUCAAUUGCGGGAUCUUAUGCCUCAGGAGCGCGGCUCGAAAGCCUCGAAGUGGGAGAUUCUCACCAAAGCAAUUUCCGAAUAUACCAGGGCUACGAACGAUAUCACGAGGCUGUCGAGCAGAAUGCGCUCAUUAGAGGCAGAACUGGAGACAUCCCGUCGGGAGGCAGCCGCCUUGCGACUAGAAAACAGCCAGCUCCGUGGAGAGUUGACUACCUUCACCAACCCCCAUCGCCCCGCUCAACAACAACCCGCAAUGAACUCGGACUACCCUUCAAUGAGCAACAAUGUGUACGGUAGAAACGGCCAUGACGCAGCUCCCCGACACGACACUUAUGUCAUUCGAUCAGCGGAGCAACUUCCUCCCAUCAGAAAUGCUAUCAAUGGACAUCCACAAGGCCCUGAAGCCAUGAGUGGAGUUCAAUAUCAAAACGGCUUCCGCUCAGGGGCCGAACAUUUCUAA
Molecule: messenger RNA, 1563 nt
Organism: Venustampulla echinocandica
Lineage: Eukaryota; Fungi; Ascomycota; Leotiomycetes; Helotiales; Pleuroascaceae
Product: HLH, helix-loop-helix DNA-binding protein
Exons: 3
Coding region: 1-1563 (520 amino acids)
Biological process (GO): positive regulation of transcription by RNA polymerase II
Cellular component (GO): RNA polymerase II transcription regulator complex
Molecular function (GO): protein dimerization activity; DNA-binding transcription factor activity
Source: RefSeq, a predicted model, not a curated record